This is a messenger RNA of Mytilus californianus (California mussel), 4701 nucleotides long. RefSeq names its product ankyrin-1-like. NCBI's taxonomy places the organism in Eukaryota, Metazoa, Mollusca, Bivalvia, Mytilida, Mytilidae. The transcript is spliced from 6 exons. Bases 386 to 4681 code for a protein of 1431 amino acids. The record is from RefSeq and is a predicted model, not a curated record. Gene Ontology annotation, molecular function: protein binding.
GAAUGUAAACACUGCCAUAAAGCCGGAAGUUUUCAUAUCUAAGUCAAACUUUUAAACCUGUUUUCAAAAGGUACAAUGGUGUCCAGUUGUUACAAUUUAAUUCAUCUUGCAAUCAUAAAUCAAUCACUGGAAAAGAAUGGAUGAAAUUUUAUAUUAUCAUAUAGAUGAAAACAAAUCUUAAUUCUGAAGAUGAAACAUAUGUGCUGCCAUGAUAUCAUCAUGUAAGUGCUAUGAAUAAUGUGUACAUGAAUACGCCAUGAUUUAUGCAUGUGAAGGUACAAUAACAUGAAUGCCAUGAUUCGGAAAAGAAUAUGUAUGAAGUUAAUUUAUAUAUAAAGUUGCCUACUACUUAUUGUGGAUAUAAACAAAAUUAACACCAACAAAGAUGACAUCUCUCUCCAAAGAAGAAGACAACUUUGUGAGAAUGGGCUUGUUAAUAACAGGGAUUUCUCCACGUGCAGCACGAGCUUUGUUUGAUAAAGAAUUUCACCCUUCCUGUUUAGAUACAACCCUGAGGAAAGAGUAUUUCAAACUGAAACAACUUAAGGAUAACAAACAUGUUAUAAACCAGCAGCAGUGGACUUUGUUGUUUCCUAAGCCGCCUGAUAUUCCAAGGUCGGACACCUUUGACGUAACUUUGAUGAUAACAUUACUGAGAAACCUAGCAGUGUUAACUGAUCCUGUAAAAGGAUAUGAUCACCUGCCUAGAUCCGGUGAGAAAACACCUGCUUCGGAUUUGGCAAGGAUAAAGUAUUACAGAAACUACCUAGCCCAUCUUGAAAACAGCAAGAUAGACACUGCUUUAUUCACUACUGCUUGGAACGACAUUAGUGAGGCUAUUGGUAGAUUAGGUGGACCACUAAUGAAGAAGGAUUGUGAUCAGUUAACGGCAAAGGUACUCGAUCAAACAAAUAAAGAAAUCAUUCUGGAAAUAAAUAAAUCAAAGAAUGAGAUUGAGGAAAUGAAACAGUCAUUCAAGAAUUUAAAAAUAUCUCAUGAAGAGGAACGAGCAAAGAAUGUGGAAACAAAAGCAGAACUAUUGACAGAAAUUGAGGAAUUAAAAACAGAGCAGAAAGAAAUUAUUCCAAAGAACAUUAGAGAUCAGAUAAUUAAACAAAUUGAAGAAUGGGAAUGGAAAGAUCAGAUGUUUGUGACUACAAAAGCUAGCGAUCACGUCAUGAAAUAUUUACAAGACAACAGCUGUGUGACCUUGACUGCCCCAGCAGGAGUAGGGAAAUCAUUUAUCGCUAGACAUACAGCACUGGUUUUACAGAAGGAGGGAUACACAAUAAUACCAGUUCAUUCACCAUCUGAUAUACGAGAUUAUUACCAACCUGGUAAACAGACAGUCUUCAUUGUAGAUGAUAUCUUUGGAAAUUUCACUGCCAACCAACAACAGAUUGAGACCUGGGUACAAAUGCUACCUGUGAUAAACACAAUUAUGGCAGACAAGAGUUGUAAGAUGAUUGUAUGUUGUAGAUUGCAAGUUUAUAAAGAUGAGAAGUUUGUAAUGUUAUCCCCUUUGGUACACUGCGAAUGUAACUUAAUAUCCGAUGAAUUAUGUCUUACAGAAAACGAAAAAACAAAAAUAGCAUAUAAGUAUAUUGGUACAAAAAGUAAGAAUCUUAAUGAAAUUGCUAGGCAUUGUGAAUUCUUCCCUCUUUUAUGUUAUCUUUAUCAUGAAAAAAAAGGUACAGAUGUCAAAGAAUUUUUCAGAAUUCCUUUUGAUGUCUAUAAAAAAGAGUUGGACAAUUUAGGCAGACAUGGAGAUGAAGGAAAACAUAAAAUUUGCAGUCUUGCUUUAUGUAUUUUAUUUAAUAAUCGACUAUUAGAGAAAUGGUUCCAGGGUAAAGUUACUGAUGAACAACGACAUAUCAUAGAAGACACAUGUGAGGCUUGUAAAUUGAACAGAAGUACAUCCAAGGCAGAACUUAAAGUGGCACUUGACUCUUUAGAUGGUACAUUUAUAUGUAAAGAGAAUGGAAUUUAUAGUAUCAUACAUGAUAAACUGUUUGACUUCAUUGCUUAUUUCUUUGGUCAGAAAAUGAUUGAAUGUUUGAUAGAACAUGGUGAUAGUUGUUUUGUAAAUGAACGUUUUCUUUGGAUCAAAUCACCAGAUGACAAAAUGAAAACAAUAGACUUCAUUAUUGAAAUACAAGAUCAAUAUUUAGAUAAAUAUUUGAAAAGGUUGAUAGAGAACUGGUUAGCAGGAAUGGUAGCAUUAGUAUUUAGUAGCACUAAUAUGAAAGCAUUAUCAUUCAGACAACAGUUAUUACAGUAUUUAAUACGACUGGACAAAGUACAACAAAUAACAUUGGCUAAUACCAAAGAUGCAGUGAUAUCAAAUGAGGAAUGUGGAUCAGGUACUACUCCUCUAAUAUUGACUUGUCGUGAUGGGUAUACAGAUAUGAUACAGUGGUUGUUAGAUAAUGAAGUGGAUGUUGAUUAUUAUAAAGAUGACAGGGUCACUGCCCUGAACAUGGCAUGUUGUAAAGGUUAUUCUGCUAUUGUGAGUAUGUUAUUAGAGAAGAAUCCUAAUGUUGAUCUAUGUGAAAAAAGCGGCUGUAGUCCUUUGUUAAUAUCAAGUCAGAAAGGAUAUACUUAUAUAGUUAGGUUGCUGUUAAAGAUGAAUCCUAACGUAGAUUUAUGUAACAAUAAUGGCAGCAGUCCUCUGUUACUGGCAAGUCAGAAAGGACAUACUGAUAUAGUAAGGUUGUUGUUGGAAAAGAAUACUAAUAUUGUUCUAUGCAAUAAUAAUGGCAGAAAUGCUCUACUUAUGGCAAGUCAGAAGGGACAUACUUCUAUAGUAAGGCUGCUGUUAGAGAGGAAUCCUGAUGUUGAUCUAUGUACCAAUCUGGGGGUCUCUGCACUUACCAAGGUUUGCUAUAAAGGGUAUACUCCAAUUGUUAAAAUGUUAUUAGACAAGAAUAUUAAUGUUGAUUUAUUUGACAAUAAAGGCUAUAGUCCACUCUACAUGGCCAGUCAAGGAGGACAUGCCGAUAUAGUAAGGUUGCUUUUAGAGAGGGAACCUAAUAUUGAUUUAUGUAGCAAAAAUUCCUGUAGUUCUCUGUUGACUGCAAGUCAGAAUGGUCAUACUGAUAUAGUGAGGUUUUUUUUAGAGAGGAGACCUAAUGUUGAUCUAUGCAACCAUAAUAGGCAUAGUCCCCUGUACAUGGCAUGUCAGAAUGGGCAUACUGAUAUAGUAAAGUUGCUGUUAGAGAGAAACCCUAAAGUUGAUCUAUGUAACAUACAUGGGGUCACUGCACUUAACAGGGCAAGUUAUAAAGGGUAUACAAUUAUUGUGACCACGUUAUUACACAAAAAUCCUAAUAUUGAUUUAUGUGAUAAAAAUGGCUGUAGUCCUUUGUACAUGGCAAGUCAAGAAGGACAUACUGAUGUAGUAAGGUUGCUUUUAGAAAGGAACCCUAAUGUGGAUCUCUAUGAUAAAGAUGGAUGUAGUCCUCUGUACAUAGCAAGUCGGCAUAGCCAUACUGAUAUAGUGAGGUUGCUGUUAGUGAGGAAUGCUAGUGUUGAUCUAUGUACCAACGACAGCUGUAGUCCUCUGUACAUUGCAAGUAUGAAUGGGCAUACUGAUAUAGUAAAAUUGCUGUUAGAGAGAAAUGCUAAUGAUGAUUUAUGUAACAUUAUUUACUGUAGUCCUCUCUUAGUUGCAAGUCAGAAGGGACAUACUGACAUAGUGAGGCUGCUCUUGGUGAGAAAUCCUUAUAUUGAUCUGUGUAGCAAACAAGGGGUCACUGCACUCAGUUUUGCAUGUGAGGGAGGGUAUCCUGACAUUGUGAACAUGUUAUUAGAGAAGAAUGCGAACAUUGAUCUAUGCGACACAAAUGACAGUAGUCCAUUGUUCAAAGCAAGUAUAAAUGGACAUACUGAUAUAGUAAGGCUGCUGUUACAAAGGAAUCCUUGUGUUGAUCUAUGUGACCUUAACGGUUUAAGUCCUUUAUUAGCAGCUAGUAUGAAAGGACAUAUUGAUAUAGUUCGGUUGCUAUUACAAAAGAACCAUAAAGUUGAUGUAUGUUGCAUUCAAGGAUUUAGUCCUCUGCUCGUAGCAACCAUGGAAGGACAUACUGACAUAGUAAGGUUGCUUUUACAAAAGAACCCUUGUGUCGAUCAAUGUAGCAUUUAUGGUAUAAGUCCUUUGUUCGUAGCAUGUGAUAAUGGGCAUUAUGAUAUAGUACAUAUGUUGUUAGCUAGGAAUCCUAACAUUAAUAUAUGUGUCAAUAUUGACUAUAGUCUUUUUCGCACAGUUAGGCAAAAUGUAAAUAAAACUUUUGGAGAGUCUCUGUCAGAACUGAUCCUUGAUCCAUGUUACUUUGAAAAUGGAACUUGUCCUCUGUAUGUAGCUAGUCGUGCAGGGCAUACUGAAAUAGUUAGAUUGCUAUUAAAGAAUUGUCCCAACAUUAAUUUAUGUGACAAAGAUGGCUGUAGUCCUCUGUACGUUGCAAUUCGGAAUGGACAUACUGAUAUAGUAAGGUUGCUGUUAAAAAAGAACGCUAAUAUUGAUUUAUGUAACACAGAUGGGGCUACCGCACUGAUCCUUGCAUGUUAUCAAGGGAAUAUUUCUUUUGUGAGUAUGUUAUUAGAGAAGAAUCCUAACGUUAAUCUAUGUGCCAAAUGCUGUAGUCCUUUGUACAUUGCAAUUCGGAUUGGUCAUACUGAUUAAGUUAGGUUACUGUUAAAGAA